AUGUGAAUGUGCUAUAUGAAGAUUGUUUAGGGGUGGUUGAUUUUUACCCCUCAUCUGACACAGCUGUGGUAUAUCUGGCCGAAGCAGACCUAGUUAGAGGAAAUGGCUAUAGAAGAAAGUUGGUAAAACUUCAAAAGGUCAGAUCAGUUCGAGGGGUCAUUCUGACAGAGAAGACGAGUAUCAGUCAGCAAUACUAUACUCCACUACAAAGGUUUGCUGUGCAGGAGCUAGGGCUUAUAGUAGUUCCUGUCAGCAAUCAGGACGAGGCAGCGCACUUCCUCUCACAAUUGGUGAUAGCCGAAGGCAAGAUUAAUGCAAACCCAUUUAGGCGAAAAAAAGCGAGCUGCAACAUCGACACCCAACUGCUAGCAACUAUGCAGUGCAUACCUUGCCUUGGAGAAAUAAAAGCGAGACAACUGCUAGAAAGAUUCCACAGCAUCAAAAGCAUAUGUGAUGCUCCUUUAGAGGAUGUAAUAAAAGUUGUGGGACCGGCUUGUGCUGCCAGAGUCAGGAGCUUCUACACAUCCACGUGACCACCCGAGUAGUGCGUAAACAAUGUACGUUUAGUUAUAUAUUGAGCUAGAAGUGUAUUUUGUAAGAUUUAACACAACUAACUGAGGCAGAGCAUGGUGUCUAAAAGUUAUUAAAUGUUCAAAAGUUUUGCAGUGUGUAGUGUCUAUAGUUGUAACUAUAUGUAUUUUAUCUAUAAAAUAAAUUUUGUUAGCUUAUCU
Messenger RNA from Priapulus caudatus, 731 nucleotides. RefSeq names its product Fanconi anemia core complex-associated protein 24-like. Gene Ontology annotation, biological process: interstrand cross-link repair. Gene Ontology annotation, cellular component: Fanconi anaemia nuclear complex. Lineage: Eukaryota; Metazoa; Priapulida; Priapulimorpha; Priapulimorphida; Priapulidae. The record is from RefSeq and is a predicted model, not a curated record. Gene Ontology annotation, molecular function: chromatin binding.